Messenger RNA from Ziziphus jujuba (common jujube), 1047 nucleotides. Its product is annotated as large ribosomal subunit protein bL19cy. NCBI's taxonomy places the organism in Eukaryota, Viridiplantae, Streptophyta, Magnoliopsida, Rosales, Rhamnaceae. Gene Ontology annotation, molecular function: structural constituent of ribosome. The transcript has 5 exons. The coding region runs from base 137 to 886 and encodes 249 amino acids. Gene Ontology annotation, biological process: translation. Gene Ontology annotation, cellular component: ribosome. The record is from RefSeq and is a predicted model, not a curated record.
UAAGGCCUGUCUCGUUCACCGUCUGGCUCAUGCUCCAUAUUCAGUUCCAGUCCACAGUGACACCAUCAUGAGCUUAGCUCAGUAAACUUUCCCCAAAUUUCCCAAUUUUUCCAAACCCUAGUUCUUCCCCAAAAUCAUGGGCUCGAAAGUUCUUCCUCAGGCACUGAUAACGAUUCCGGGACACCUUAAUCAAUGCCCAACAAAGAAGCUAGGAUUUUCGACUGUCCUAUCUCGUCGUUCUUCUCCAUUUUUGAAUUCUUCUCUGGGUUCGAUUUCAAGGGUUUCGUCGAGCUCUGUGGGACCCAGUUUCACCCCUGUAGUUGCGGCGAUGGGGAAACGGAUUUUCGUUGUGAAGGCUGAGUCGAAUUCUGAGGGUGAUGUGGAAUCCGCUGAGAAUGCUGAAGACAGUGAAGCAGUUUCCGUUGAAGAGUCCUCGGAAGUCAAAGCUUCUGCAGGAGCUGAAGCUGAAGGUGAAGCUAAAGAAGAAGCAGUCUCGGAGUCUGUGGAAACGAAGCCACCGUGGAAGCCUCGGCCUAAACUCGGAGAUAUAAUGGGGAUGUUGAAUAAGAAGGCAAUUGAGGCGUCAGAGAAGGAAAGGCCAGUUCCAGACAUCAGAACUGGAGAUAUUGUGGAAAUUAAAUUGGAAGUUCCUGAAAAUAGGCGUAGGUUGUCUAUCUAUAAAGGUAUUGUCAUAUCAAAACAAAAUGCUGGUAUUCAUACAACAAUUCGGAUCAGGAGGAUUAUUGCUGGCAUAGGUGUCGAGAUUGUGUUCCCUCUAUACUCACCAAACAUUAAAGAGAUAAAGGUGGUCAAGCACAGGAAAGUCAGGAGAGCUAGAUUGUAUUUUCUGAGAGACAAGCUUCCCAGGCUCUCCACUUUCAAGUGAAAAAAAAUCCAUGCAUAUGCUCGUUGGUUUUUUCUACUUUCAAACUGGUUCCUUGAAUUUGGGGAUAUUGUAACUUUGUAAGAAGAACUAUUUUUCUCUGAAUACAAAUUUUUGUAUAUCAAUUAUCUCCAUUUUUGGUAAAUGUAUUAUAUCUUAAUCUA